AUGUCGACCGGUCGGGAUCUGCUCCCCGACAUCCUCUCCAUGCUGACCAAGAUCCACGCCGGCCUGCAGCAGCAACGCCAGACGGGCCCAGACGACGGCCAGCCGCUGGCGGAUCUCUUGCCACAGAUGGACAGCGCGACCCUCGGGAAGCUCACGGCGGUCUCCGACGCCGCCGCCGUUCCCGAGCAACAAACGGCGCAGCCCGACGCGGCGCGCUCCGUUUCGGUCCCGGACACCCAGGUUGACGACUGGUCCCGCUCCCAACGCGGCCGCGAAGGGUCGGAGACGAGCAACAAGGCCGGCGGGUCGCAGGUCAGGGCGCGCGCGCAGGGCAAGCGUCACCUCACCGUGCCCUCCUCGUCGACUGUCGAGGACGAGAGCAGCGACGAAGACGCGGACGCCCCCGUGGUCAACAACAACACCAGCGCGGGCGCCCAUGGUCGCUCAGUCGAACGUCAGCACCUCGCCGCACCGGCUCCGCGUCGACCGGCUGACGGGCCGCGCGGUCCCCUCACGUCCUCCUCGUCCGGCGACGACGGCGCCCUCUCAAGCGUCCCUCUGCGUCCGCCAGCGACCCCUGCGCCGCCGGUGCCCGACAGGCUGCGCCGGCCCGCCGACCGCGACGCCUGCCCCGAGAAGCUCAUUCUCUGGCCGGCCGCGGUGCCUGAGUCUCAGCGCCAGGGCGAGUACUUUCCCAGGACGGUGCUCGCCCACGUUUGCGGCGCCCCCGCGCAGGCAUCCUCGCUGGGCGCCGAGGGCAACGCCAAACUCGCCCUGCUCGCGUUCCACUGCACGAACGCGGACGCUGCGCUCGCCCUGCUCGGCUGCGAGAAGUGCCCGGCGCUCGUCAGCGCGGCCCGCUCGGCGCUGGCAACGCGGCAGCGCACGCACCUGGAGCUCGCGUUGGAGGCCGCCGUUGACGUCGGAUCGGUCUUCGCUCCCCCGAGCGCGUCCAAGACGAUAACGAAGCUGACUCACUCGGUGAACGACCUGCGGGCUCGUCUGGACCGCAACCUGCGUGCAAGCGCCCUGGAAUUCACCGUCGCGGUCCCCAACCACGUCCCCGCCGGCCACAGCCGCCACGAUCCGCCCCCCGCCACAGACGCGAACGCCGCAGCACCCCGCAGGGCCUUUCGGCGGUGCUCCGUGGGGAUCCGGAAGAGCGAGCUGUGUCCCACAGCGGAUCUCGAGUCCGUGGUGACCUUCAAGAAGCUCGUUCUGGACGCAAAAGGCCCCGGGGGACUGAAUCUUGGUGUCGGGUCGCUGCUGAGGUGCAUCGCCAAGGCGUGGCUGUCGGGGCUGCGCAGGCAGAGCCUCCUGGUCGUCGGCGGGGACGGGGAGCUGCGGGUGACGCCGGCGGUGCUGGCGGGCCUGCUGUACGAGGCAGAAGAGAUGUGCACUCCUCUGCGCCGCAAAGUGGCGUUCGGCGCCAACGGCCACCGCACGCUCCGCAUGCGCUUCAUGUUCGACACGUACGUGCGCCCGCUCAUGCGUCUGCCGGACGGCGGCGGCGUCCUGUUGUCUACGCAGCGGCUCGCCACGUGGCUCCCGGGCGCGGGCGCGGUGCCAGUGGCGUUCCGCGUGCCGAAGGAGAAGCUCCCGCACUGCCUCGGCGUGUCCAGUUGCGUCGGCCGCCCGCCGGGGUCCGGCUCCAAGCGCGGCCGGGGGCCUGACGCAGGCCCCGACAGCGGGCGGAAGCUGCCGAAGACGGUAGUGCGGGACUACCGGGGCAUUGUCCGUGAGAGGACGGCGGGGGACUGA
This is a messenger RNA of Pedinophyceae sp. YPF-701, 1761 nucleotides long. The record is from the annotation of a GenBank genome assembly. NCBI's taxonomy places the organism in Eukaryota, Viridiplantae, Chlorophyta, Pedinophyceae.